UAACUCUGGUAACUCUGGUAACUCUAGAAACUCUGGUAACUCUGGUAACUCUACUAACUCUAGUUACUCUGGUAACUCUAUUAACUCUAGUAACUCUGGUAACUCUGGUAACUCUAGUAACUCUGGUAACUCUGGUAACUCUGGUUACCAGGUCCAGGUCCAGUCAGAGGUGUGUAACUUGUCUCAGGUGUGUAACUUGUCUNUGUCUCAGGUGUGUAACUUGUCUCAGGACGUCCCAGAUGAAUUGUGGGAGCUGUUGGAGUUGGAGAAGUUGAACUUGUCUCUGAACAGUCUGAAGGUUCUUCCUCCUCAGCUCGCUCUGCUCUCAAACCUGGUUGUUCUCAACCUGUGGGGGAACCAGUUGAGCAGUCUGCCGUCAGAGAUCGGUCAGUUGAGGAGACUCCGAGUUUUAUUUGCCUACAGAAACAGACUCACUGAAGUUCCUGAGGAGCUGGGAGCAUGCACACAACUGGAGGUGCUGAGUUUAGCCAACAACCAGCUGUCCUCGCUGCCAGUGUCUCUGUCCAAUCUGACCCGACUCAGGAAACUCAACCUCAGCCAUAACCACAUUGCUCACAUCCCGGGCUGCGUCUACAACAUGAAGGCACUGGUGUUCCUACAUCUGGCCUCUAACCAUCUGGAGAACCUGGCAGAGAACAUCCAGGCUCUGGUGGAACUUAAGAUCCUCAUUGUGGAAGGAAACAGCCUCCACUCACUGCCAAAGGCCCUCUGCUGCCUGACCAGGUAA
Messenger RNA from Paralichthys olivaceus (Japanese flounder), 748 nucleotides. NCBI's taxonomy places the organism in Eukaryota, Metazoa, Chordata, Actinopteri, Pleuronectiformes, Paralichthyidae. The record is from RefSeq and is a predicted model, not a curated record.